Polistes dominula (European paper wasp) is the source of this 2580-nucleotide messenger RNA. RefSeq lists its product as uncharacterized. Gene Ontology annotation, molecular function: protein binding. The record is from RefSeq and is a predicted model, not a curated record. Lineage: Eukaryota; Metazoa; Arthropoda; Insecta; Hymenoptera; Vespidae. Gene Ontology annotation, cellular component: plasma membrane.
UUAAAUAUGGAAAGAAAUCAAUUGAAACAAAUUGAUGAAACGUCAUUUAUGUAUAUGAAAAAUUUAAGUAUCGUUAGAUUGUCUGAUAAUCAGUUAACAUUUAAUUAUACAGAUAACAAAUUGUCUCCAUUUGAUACUAAUCAAUUUCUUACGGAAUUAGAUUUAUCGAACAAUAAUAUAAAAACGUAUUUUUCCGAUUGGUAUAAACACAAUCAUUAUUUUAAAUUAUUAAAUUUGAGUAACAACGAAAUAGAAUCUAUAUUGAUAACUGAUUUCAUUGAAACGUCAGGACAAAUUCAAAUUGAUUUGAGAUAUAAUAAAUUGAAAAAUAUUAAAUUUGGUUACAUAGAAUUAUACGAACGUUCAUUGAUGUAUAAUAUACCAGACGUUAUUCUUUAUGUUGAACAUAAUCCUUUGUUAUGCGAUUGUGAAUUGAUCGAUCUUUUACAUUAUUAUGCUGUAAAAAUGCCUUCUUUUAUUUAUCACAUUAAUAUUAUACUAAGAGAGUCAAGUUGUAUUAAAUCUGAUGGUAAGAAGGUAACAAUUAAUCAACUUAAGUAUAAGAAUUAUACGUGUCAAGAGCACGAUUAUUUUAACAUUAAUAAAACUUGUCAAAGUGAUUGUGAUUGUAUUAUAAGACCUUAUGACAAGACACGUUAUAUUGACUGUUCUUUGAAAAAUUUAACUACAUUUGAGAUUGAUCAGAAGAAAAUUUACAAUGCCAAUGAAUAUUCAUUGGUAUUGAUACUCUCUAGAAAUAAUUUAACGCAAAUACCAGAGAUCCAAUCUUUAAACAUAUCAGGUUUAGACUUAUCCUAUAACAAUAUCAGUGAAAUAACAGUUGAAAGAUUACCAAUGAGUCUCAGAGUACGUGUGUGUUGUCUCUUUUAUUUUAUUUUAUUAUUUUUUAUUUUGAAUACAGAUAUAAACUUGUUUCAUAAUAAUAUAUCAGUAAUUGGUUCAAAGGUACUGGAAUACUUGAAUAUUAUUGUUUUACAAAGUUUCUAUAUAGCAGAAAAUCCAAUUGAAUGUUCUUGCGUAAAUAAACAUUUUCUCGAAUACGUUCUAUUACCUCGUGUUUUUAAUGAAGAUCUACGUCAAAUAAAAUGCCUUGACGGAAACAGAUAUUUCCAUGAAUUGGAACCAGACAAAUUGUGCAUUAGUCUACUUCAAAUCUUUUUACAUGGCACUAGGGCUUUAGCUUUGUGUUUCAUUAUAAUGAUAAUCUUGAGUCUAUUUUAUAAGUAUGUAAUUAUAAAGUAUAAUAUACUACCAGAAGGAUUACUUCCGCCAAUAUUUGCAAUAAAUCAAGAAGAUUCUGAUGUACCUGGAUUGUAUCAACCUUAUGAUCUUUCUCAAAUGAAUGUAUCAACUCCAACUUUUGUAUCAUCUACAAGGGAUUCAGUGUUACAAUCUCCAGUUAAUACACAAUCGCCAGUUGAUACACAAUCGCCAGUUGAUACACAAUCUCCAGUUGAUACACAAUCUCCAGCUGAUACACAAGCUUCAGUAGAAACAUCUCCAGAUGAUACACAAACUCUAGUAGAAACAUCUUCAGUUGAUACACAAACUCUAGUAGAAACAUCUUCAGUUGAUAGACAAUCUCCAGUUGAUGCACAAUCUCCAGUAGAAACAUCUUCAGUUGAUACACAAUCUCCAGCAGAUGCACAAACUCCAGUAGAAAUAUCUUCAGUUGAGACACAAUCUUCAGUAGAUACACCUCCAGUUGAUACACAAUCUCCAGUGAUGUUGAAAAUCGGAUUGUUGACGAUAUUUUUCCUUACCUUCACAACGAUCAACAGUAUUAGCUUUUUGUGCCAGAACAAUCCACAUUGUAGAUGUGUUUCUCAAAAUUCCGAGGUGCUUCAUGUUACUUGUACUGUUGGUAUUAAAAAUAGCAGGUUUACGAUUAACAUUAAAUCAUUUGAUUAUAUACAGAUUAAUUGUGAAGGUUGGGAUGGUUGGGAAGGUUUUAAAUUCAAGAGCAAUGUAGCAGGAGGGAAACUCAAAACAUUACAAUUUUUAAAUUGCGGAUUAUCAGAUAAAAUUAGUUUGAAAGAUGUGAGCAAUUUGUUUGGAAUACAAGAAGUGGAUGAAUUAAGAUUUAAAUCUUACAACAGUCUUAAUGGAAAUUUAAAAAGACACCAUCUUGCUGGUUUUCCAAAAGUGAGAUCAUUAGUUUUAUCUGGUAACGAUUUAACCAAUCUAACGAAAGAUUUACUUAUGGAUUUUCCUUUAUUGGAAUGGAUUGAUUUAUCUAAUAAUAGAAUAAUAUUGAACAAUCAAUUGUUUGAUUCAACUCCAAAUCUUACACGAAUUGAAUUAUUUAACAAUGGAUUAACAAAAGUGGACAGUUUGUUAUUUUCUCGACUGAAGAAAUUAGAAUUUUUAGAUCUUAUGGGUAAUCAAUUGACACAUUUGGAAGACACAUUUUUCAAGAAUUUAUCAUCGUUAAAAUAUUUGUUACUAGAUAUUAAUAAUAUAACUAGUUUAUCAGCAGACAUAUUUUCUCCAUUAAGCAAAUUGGAAGUGAUUAAUAUAUCUCAUAAUAAUUUGACCUAUGUUUUUCUGUCAAAUUUC